This is a messenger RNA of Melospiza melodia melodia, 1358 nucleotides long. RefSeq names its product solute carrier family 25 member 3 (gene SLC25A3). Gene Ontology annotation, molecular function: phosphate transmembrane transporter activity. The record is from RefSeq and is a predicted model, not a curated record. NCBI's taxonomy places the organism in Eukaryota, Metazoa, Chordata, Aves, Passeriformes, Passerellidae. Gene Ontology annotation, biological process: mitochondrial phosphate ion transmembrane transport. Gene Ontology annotation, cellular component: mitochondrial inner membrane. The transcript has 8 exons. Bases 107 to 1186 code for a protein of 359 amino acids.
CGGGUCGUUGCGCGGCGGCCCCGCCCCCGGCGCGGAGAAGGACAAGGUGACGGCGCGGGGCCCGCGUUCAGCCUCUGCCGCAGCGGCUCCAUCUUGCGAGGUCGCCAUGUUCUCGUCCAUCGCGCCGCUCGCGCGGCACAACCCGUUCUACGCGCCGCACUUCCAGCUGGUGCAGGACGGCGUGAGAAAGCGCCCGGCGGAGCCCGCGGAGGCUUCCGCCACGCGGCGGAGCCUGGCGGCCGCGUCCGCCGACGAAGAAUACAGUUGUGAAUAUGGCUCGCUCAAGUUUUAUGCUCUCUGUGGCGUUGGUGGGGUCCUAAGUUGUGGCCUGACACACACUGGUGUCGUACCUCUGGAUUUAGUGAAAUGCCGUAUGCAGGUCGAUCCACAAAAAUACAAGAGCAUCUUCAAUGGAUUUUCGGUGACAAUCAAGGAAGAUGGUGUUCGUGGCUUGGCUAAGGGAUGGGCUCCAACUUUUAUUGGCUAUUCCAUGCAAGGGCUUUGUAAAUUUGGUUUUUAUGAAGUUUUCAAAAUCUUGUAUGGCAACAUGCUGGGAGAGGAAAAUGCCUAUUUGUGGCGUACUUCGCUCUAUUUAGCUGCAUCUGCCAGUGCGGAGUUUUUUGCUGACAUUGCUCUGGCUCCAAUGGAAGCUGCUAAAGUUCGCAUUCAGACACAGCCUGGAUAUGCAAACACUCUACGGCAGGCUUUACCCAAAAUGUUUGCAGAAGAAGGCAUCUGGGCUUUCUAUAAAGGUGUUGCUCCACUAUGGAUGAGACAGAUUCCAUACACAAUGAUGAAGUUCGCCUGCUUUGAACGUACUGUUGAAGCUCUCUACAAGUACGUUGUUCCCAAGCCACGAAGUGAAUGUACAAAAGGAGAACAGCUGGUAGUCACAUUUGUUGCAGGCUAUAUUGCUGGUGUGUUCUGUGCAAUUGUUUCCCAUCCUGCUGACUCUGUGGUGUCUGUGUUGAACAAAGAAAAGGGCAGCUCAGCUUCACAGGUUCUUAUGAGGCUCGGAUUCAGAGGUGUAUGGAAAGGUCUGUUUGCUCGUAUCAUUAUGAUUGGUACCCUGACUGCACUACAGUGGUUCAUCUACGAUUCUGUCAAGGUUUAUUUCAGACUUCCUCGCCCACCUCCACCUGAAAUGCCAGAAUCUCUGAAGAAGAAGCUUGGUCUAACUGAAUAGACAACUCAUGGACUGACUGCUGGCUGACCCAGUGAUGAGUUUCAUGAAACUUUUAUAUAUUUGACUAUGUAGAAAACAAACUAUAUAAUGUCAUUAUUGGUUGUGCCCUCAUCUCACAUGAGGGUUUAAAUUCUACCACUGUCAUUGCCUGAAAUAAAUGAGAAACAGAGUG